Molecule: messenger RNA, 692 nt
Organism: Vollenhovia emeryi
Lineage: Eukaryota; Metazoa; Arthropoda; Insecta; Hymenoptera; Formicidae
Gene: kud
Product: transmembrane protein 258
Exons: 2
Coding region: 108-350 (80 amino acids)
Biological process (GO): protein N-linked glycosylation
Cellular component (GO): membrane-bounded organelle
Source: RefSeq, a predicted model, not a curated record
ACGACGAAGUCAGGCUUCAUGAUUACUCGUUGAGGAUCGACUCCGUCGGCCGAGUUUAACCCGAGUUUCUUCCCGCCAGCUACGCGGAAACGCACCAAUCUCGAAAAAUGAUGGACAUCGAGUCGAUGACGAGAUACGUCUCGCCGGUGAACCCAGCUGUCUUUCCGUUGCUGGCUGUGGUGCUGCUAGGAAUUGGAGUAUUCUUCACGGCUUGGUUCUUCGUCUACGAAGUUACCAGCACUAAAUUCACGCGGGAUAUAUGCAAGGAGGCGUUAAUCUCCCUGGUCGCAUCGUUAUUCUCUAGCUUCGGAGUGCUGUUCCUGCUGCUCUGGGUUGGAAUUUACGUGUAGAUAACGUCGGGGGAUUAAAAUUUCUAUCGAAAAAAAAAUUCAUUGUUGAAAAAGCUAUAUAUAUAUAUAAUAUAAAAUGUGUAUCAAAGUUCUUGAUUUGUUCCAGUUAAACUUAUUCAUAUACAAGUAAUACGUAAUGGUACAAGCGCUUGGAAAGGUUUCCACUUUUGUAACAUUUUAUCAUUAUUGUAAUUAACUGAACGCACCACUGCGAGUAUCUUUUUAUAUUGUGCAUAAGUUUUAUUCAAUCUUUAUCACAAUGAAGGCAUAAAGUUUGUAAUACAGGUACGCAACGAGUUUUGUGCACCUCGAGAUAAUAAAGGCUCACUCGUUUUCUGUGAA